ACUGCUUUCCAUUGAUGUUUUGAUUCGCGCGAUCAAUCCUCCUUUCAGCCUCCAAUAUUCGAGGCUCAGAUAUGCUACCAGAUCGAAAUAUUUUAUUAUAACAACAAUGGGGGAUACUCAGAAUCAGCCAACUGGAAAAAAGGAGUUUGCAGUCAUUGCUCCCAAAAGCAGAAGACAAAAGACUACGAGAAAACUUCAGAAAAUUAGGUUCAAGAGAAGUUUAAAUCCAAAUCGUAGCUGGGGAUCAUUGGGGCAUGAUGUCUCAUCCAUGUAUGAUAUGAAACUGGCAAAGCUGAGGAGCAACAACCGAGCCCUCGCAAAAGCUUUAGCGUCACAGAAAAUUGAAACACAACACUGGUAUAAUAAAGUGAUUUCACUGAAAGCAGAGUUACAAGAUGCCCAGGAAUUACUCCGAAGUGGUAAUACAGAUAAUGAGGCAGCAAUUGAACGGGAGGUGGAACUGCGUCUAAGAGAAUACAGUGAACCAUUCAAUGCUGCCAUUAGUGAGUCCAUGCAAAAUGUACUGGUGGUAGUGGAGAGUCUGACCAAGUUAAAAGGCCUGGCUGGAGGGGCUCUGAAGAAUCGCCGCAGCCGUUCCUCAAGUACAUCCCGCAAAUCCUCAUCUGCCUUCUCAUUACCACGAACAUCAGGUUAA
Molecule: messenger RNA, 655 nt
Organism: Penaeus vannamei (Pacific white shrimp)
Lineage: Eukaryota; Metazoa; Arthropoda; Malacostraca; Decapoda; Penaeidae
Source: RefSeq, a predicted model, not a curated record